This is a messenger RNA of Marmota flaviventris (yellow-bellied marmot), 2853 nucleotides long. RefSeq names its product solute carrier family 37 member 3 (gene Slc37a3). Gene Ontology annotation, biological process: transmembrane transport. Gene Ontology annotation, molecular function: transmembrane transporter activity. The record is from RefSeq and is a predicted model, not a curated record. Lineage: Eukaryota; Metazoa; Chordata; Mammalia; Rodentia; Sciuridae. Gene Ontology annotation, cellular component: endoplasmic reticulum membrane.
CGCGGAGCUGAGCGGAGCCAGAGCGCGGAGCGGCCGGCCGCAGCGGGGGAAUCCUGCGGGUCUCGGAGAGAAGCCAUGAUGUAAAUCAUUCACCAGCAAACUUCAAGGUCAGAGUGAGAAGGCAACCGGAGCACCAUGGCCUGGCCGAGUGUUUUCCCAAGAGGGACUGCGCUCUCGCGGUUCAGCCAUCACCAUGUGGUUGUAUUCCUGCUCACCUUCUUCAGUUAUUCGUUGCUCCAUGCUUCAAGAAAAACAUUUAGCAAUGUCAAAGUUAGUAUCUCCAAGCAGUGGACCCCAAAUGCUUUUAACACAACACUUGAGCUGCCUGUAGAGAUCUGGAGCAGCAACCAUUUGUUUCCUAAUACAGAGGAGGCUACUCUUUUCCUUGGAACGCUGGAUACUAUUUUUCUGUUCUCCUACGCUGUGGGUCUUUUCAUCAGUGGCAUCGUUGGGGAUCGGCUGAAUUUACGAUGGGUUCUCUCUUUUGGCAUGUGCUCUUCUGCAUUAGUGGUGUUUGUCUUUGGCACUCUCACAGAAUGGCUGCACUUCUACAACAGAUGGCUCUAUUGUUGCCUGUGGAUUGUGAAUGGCCUGCUGCAGUCCACUGGCUGGCCCUGUGUGGUCGCUGUGAUGGGCAACUGGUUUGGGAAAAAUGGGCGAGGAGUUGUCUUUGGUCUCUGGAGUGCCUGUGCUUCUGUGGGCAAUAUUUUGGGAGCAUGUCUAGCUUCAUCUGUUCUACAGUAUGGUUAUGAGUAUGCCUUUCUGGUGACAGCGUCUGUGCAGUUUGCUGGUGGGAUCGUCAUCUUCUUUGGACUCCUGGUGUCACCAGAAGAAAUUGGUCUCCCAGGUAUUGAAGCAGAAGAAAACUUUGAAGAAGAUUCCCACAGACCGUUAAUUAAUGGUACUGAAAACGAAGAUGAAUAUGAGCCUAAUUACUCUAUCCAAGAGUCCAGAACUGUUGCCCAAGUGAAGGCAAUAAGUUUCUACCAGGCUUGCUGUCUUCCUGGUGUCAUACCGUAUUCACUGGCCUACGCCUGCCUGAAACUGGUGAAUUACUCCUUCUUCUUCUGGUUGCCCUUUUAUCUGAGUAACAACUUCAGAUGGAAGGAGGCUGAAGCUGACCAGUUGUCCAUCUGGUACGAUGUUGGAGGAAUCAUAGGUGGGACUUUGCAAGGCUUCAUCUCUGACAUCCUACAGAAGAGAGCACCAGUGUUGGCCCUUAGCCUGAUCCUUGCAAUUGGCUCCCUUGUUGGGUACAGUCGUUCUCCAAAUAAUAAGUCCAUCAAUGCGCUUCUGAUGACGGUUACAGGGUUUUUUAUUGGUGGACCUUCUAACAUGAUCAGCUCAGCUAUUUCAGCGGACCUGGGUCGCCAAGAGCUGAUCCAAGGGAGCAGUGAGGCUUUAGCAACGGUCACAGGAAUUGUUGACGGAACCGGGAGCAUUGGAGCUGCUGUGGGCCAGUAUUUGGUGUCUUUAAUCCAGGACAACUUAGGAUGGAUGUGGGUUUUCUACUUUUUCAUUCUCAUGACUAGUUGUACAAUUCUGUUUAUCUCACCAUUAAUAGUGAGGGAAAUAAUCUCUCUUGUGCAAAGGAGACAAGCUCACAUAUUGAGUGAGUGACUGUGCUCACAAGAAAAAAAGAACAGUGGGAGACACGAGACUAUAAGAUCUUUUAAUUCACUACAUUUGGGGUUGUCUAAGAGCGCCAACAUAACCUCGGCUUACCAGACCUCUUUCAACACUGCCAGCCACCCUGGACACUGGCCAGGAGUGAAGACUGCAUUACUUUUCUACACUAUAGGAAUUACUAGUGAUGAUUUUUAUGGUUGUUUCAUGAAUGUACUGGAUGGCGGAUGAAUCUACCGGCAUCCCUGUUGGCCCCUUGAGGUUUAUGCCUUUAACCCUGGUAUCAUAUUGGCCUUGGACCCUGUACUGCAGCCUCAAGAACUGAUGAACAGGAGAGAGCUGUGCAUGGUUUGCAUGGAUAAUGAAUAAAAAGGAUCAUUGCAUUUUGCUUUGGUAACGAGUUUGUAGAGAGUGCUCACCUCUGAAGCAUCAAAGCUUGAAAAAGAGCUCCUGCAGGGUUGAGCUGCAAACCCAUCAUGGACUAAGAACACCUCUACCAGCUGAGCUGGGAAAGAUGGCGCCACGUGCUUGUUGGCUCCGGCACUGUCUCAGAGUCAUCGUCGUUUGCUAAAGAAGCAGACUAUCUCCCAAUUAUUGUCAACUUGUUCUGCCUCUUCACUCACAAUUAGCUUUGACAACUGGAGGCCUUUUGUGAUUUUGAGGACAAUCAGGCACAUUAGUUAUCUUGAACAUUCCAUUGUGUAGCUCUCAACCCCAGAUUUGCUGUCUGGGAACUUCAGGGCCCUCUGGGAAGCAAAUCUGCUCAGCCCUAUUUUUGGAGGAUUGAUCUCUGUCACUACUAGGUUCCUGGAGUUCCCUCAGCAGAAGAUAGAAUUAGAGGAAAAUCUUGGAAGUGUUCCAGAAGUGUGAAGAGCGUGGUGUUGACUCACGUUGAUGGGUUUCUAGGUCUGAGGGGUGUUGUCUUUAGAAGAAGGUAGUGUAUGUGUUCAAGGCUGUGAAUUCUAUAUUAAUCGGUGUUUUAAGGUCACUAUAUGUAUUUUAAAUUAUGUAAACAAACUAGGAGGAAAAUGUGCAAUUUUGAGGGAUACCUAAUUUGCUUUGAAUUAGCAAAUAUUUUUCAAUCUCUUGCUUUAUACUUCAAAAUGUGUGUGAUGAACUUGAUGAUAUUUAAUCAUGUGGAUUUUUGAUCACUUUAUUGCUUGUUUACUGACAUAAAAGGAAAAUACAAAACACAGGAAGGAGAAAUAAACCAACUUUUGUAGUAAA